Messenger RNA from Gordionus sp. m RMFG-2023, 528 nucleotides. RefSeq lists its product as uncharacterized. Lineage: Eukaryota; Metazoa; Nematomorpha; Gordioida; Chordodea; Parachordodidae. Gene Ontology annotation, biological process: DNA integration. The record is from RefSeq and is a predicted model, not a curated record. Bases 1 to 528 code for a protein of 175 amino acids. Gene Ontology annotation, molecular function: nucleic acid binding. The transcript has a single exon.
AUGGCCAGGUUCGGAUUGCCGGAUACCAUUGUAUCUGAUGGAGGACCUGCCCCUGCCUUUGUUAGCGAAAAUUUCAAGCAGUUUUGUAAAGAGUCUAGGAUUCGACACAUUUUGACCCCGCCCUAUCAUCCCAGCUCAAAUGGUCAAGCUGAGAGGAUGGUAGCAAUUGUUAAGAAUUGGAUAAGAAAGGCCGGCAAUCAGGGGAAUGGGGUGUAUUUGGCCCAGUUGUAUUACCUCAAUUCUAGGAAUAAGGAGGGAGUGACACCUGCUGAAUUGUUUUUGGGUCGGAGGACUAGGGUUCCCCUAGAUUUUCUAAGGGCCGAGAGUCACGAGAAGGGAGUUUUGGAGGACCGAAAGAUGAGGUUUGAAGUUGGAAAAAAAGUAUGGACUCGUUUGUUUGACGGGAGGGGCAAGAAAUGGGCCAAGGGCAUUGUUGGGGUAAACAGAGGUUCAAAGUUGAAUUUGAUUCAAUUAGAAAUGGGCGGCACAGUUAUGCGCCACAAUGAUCAUAUACGACCGCGGGAGUAA